AUGAUCAGAGCAAGGAAUCUCCGGCGAGCAGAUACCCGUAAGUAGCUUUUCUAUUCCUUUGUGGUGGGCUGGAAUGCAAUGAGACUAUGGUGCCCAAUAUGGCUUUAACAGGCCAAUCUUUUACUGAAAAGGAAAAGGCAAUUACCCUGACCCUUGGCCAUGCUGGCUGGGGCUGAUGGGAACUGGAGUCCAACAACUUUCAAACAGCCACUGGUUCCUCAUCCCUGUGUUGGAAUAUUGAUACUGGACAUUUCACUUAAUAUGAUGUUGUGAAUUUUCUACAAAUUCUAAUUAACUAAAUCUGCAUGCUGCACUUUAAAUAAUCAGGGAUAAUAGGAGUUGUAAUACAUGGAAAGAAGCAGAAGUCCCAGUAAAGGAAGAAUGGAUACAAAAACUUGGGGAAUAUGCAGAAAUGGUGAAACCUACCGGAAGAGUAAGAAAUCAAGAUAACAAACUUUUUAUAAAAGAAUGGAAAUGGUUUAUUGAAUAUUUGCAGAUAAAUUGUAAACAGAUAAAAACAUUAGCAGGGUUACAUAUUGAAAUAACCUGCAGUUUUAUAAGAGUAUAUAUUUACAGUAGAUAAUUAAAUGAGGAAAAUAAAUGAAUUUGGAUCUGCAGAAGAUAUUUAAAAAUAAAUUUAAGGAAUCGCAGAAAGAAGGGGAAGGAAGUCAAAUUUUGAAAUGUUAAAUGAAUUGUAAAAUAAAUAAAAUGUAUAAAUUUGAAAAGUAUAAAUAAAAAAAACUAUAAAAAGGAGUUGUAAUACAGGGACACCUGGAAGGCCACAGAAUCCCUACCCGUGUUCAAACAGAGAAUUUUUUGAAAGGAUAUUUGCCAACAUUGGGUAUGAAUUAAUUCUGUACAGAUAUCAGCCCAAUGCACAAAGUGAUAUAUAUAUAUACCUGUUAAAAAAAUAGUUGCAAGGUAUACAGUGGUACCUCGGGUUGCAUACGCUUCAGGUUACAUACACUUCAGGUUACAGACUCCGCUAACCCAGAAAUAGUACCUCGGGUUAAUAACUUUGCUUCAGGAUGAGAACAGAAAUCGCUGGCUGGCGGCACAGUGGCAGCAGGAGGCCCCUUUAGCUAAAGUGGUGCUUCAGGUUAAGAACAGUUUCAGGUUAAGAACAGACCUCUGGAACGAAUUAAGUACGUAACCAGAGGUACCACUGUAUUAUAUCAGCUAUCACACAGUUAAAGUGCUACUUUCUCUCCCAACAGUAAGCCAUACUGAUUGCUAUUUGACCCUAUGGCUGCCAACGGCUUCUUCUGAAAGGUUCCAGACAAAGACUGUUCAAAAUUCUAAAGACCCAGUCUGGAACGAAACUUUCCAUUUCAUGGUCCAGAGCAAAGUGAAGGUCAGAAACCGAUGGUCACUCCUUGUUGGUAUAGCAUAAUCUCACUGAAAGUGAUUUCUUGUGAAUUUGAAACAUGCCUUGAUUUGUAGAAGAUCACCAGCUCACAGAACUGAACAGUAGAGUUCCGACGUCAGUGUCAUGGCACAACCUGGCACAAUAGGGCAGUUGGUGUUGCUGUGCCUGUUGCGGCUUUGCGCCAAUUCUAAUAUAUGCAUACAGUCUUCCACAAAUCCUAUUGUAUGUGAAUGAUUGCUUCUUUGAAAAAAUCAUCAGUCUUCUCCCUAAUGUGUGAGUUUUCCAUGUGCAGGGAAAUUUGGAUGCAUGGAUGAUUUCAGAUGAGCAGUCGCUCACGCACAUAGGCUCACAUAAAUAUUUGAAUUUGCUUCCAGGACUGAUUUAAAUUUGACAGUAGCCCUAAACAGUGGCGGAGCUUCAUGAGGCUGGGGCAGGCCUGGCUUGCGUCCCAGGGGCGUGGCACGCAGCCACAGGGGUGUGGCGCCCAGCGCGGAUGGGGUGGCAGCCGCGAUGGCACCACACCGAGAUCAUGCUGCGGGGGCAGUGCACUCCCCCCGCACUCCUCUUCCUCUGCCAGUGGCCCUAAAGAAGAUCCCAAAAGUACUUAUUCAGGUUAUGCACACAGUUGGUUUAACAUUUAAAAUGCUUUAUCCCAUGCACUGGCUACAUGCAUGAAAUGUCUACACAACUUCAUCAUUAGUGCAAGACUGUUGCAUAUGAAUGGGAUGAGUCAGUACACAGGGAGAUUCCACCUUACAUGAUUGCCACCUCAUUUAGAACAGUCCUUAGAUAUGCCAUAGGUCAAGUGGGGAAGGCGUGGGUCAGCAGUUUCCCAAGGUCCAAAGACCACAGAAGCAAUGAAGCUGUUGAUGGAAUACAUGCCUAUUUUUGAAAGAGCAGGGAAUUGAAAGUAAAUGUACCCCAUGCCUAAUUUAUAUUCCCAAUUAUCCAACUCUUUUCUAAAUUGAACAUGUUUGGUCUCUUCUUGCAUGGAAUUCCAUGCCAUUGUAAAAUGUUUUCCUUUUCGGUCUGGGGUAUACAGAACUGUAGGAAAGCUGUACAGUUCUUUUAGCAUUUAUUUAUAGGUCUUUUCUCUCCUAUCAGAACAUACUGGAGCUGAGUGUCUUCGAUGAGGAUGUCUGCCAAGACGAACUACUUUUCACGAUUCGCUUUGAUAUAGCUGGACUCCCACUAAAUGAAAAAGUGCUCUUGUCCUUUAAGUCCAAUCCAAAGGUCUGUAUAAGCAGAAAGAAUGUUUAACAGGGCAAUCCUAUGCAUGUUCACUCAUAAGUUCAGUAAAAAAUUACUCACCAAUAAGCUGGUUUAGCCCAGUGAGAAAGGAAGUAUUAUUAUUAAGUGGAACUUGUUUCUGAGUAAACAUGUUUAAGAUUGUACUGUGAUGUGAAUAGUAUUUGUUGCCUGAAAUGUCUAAGUUCCAGAAUUCACAAUCUUGAUAGGUAAUUAAGUAAAAUAACUUAGCUGUAAUGUGUGUAUUAUUUAGGGAUACAAGGGAUUUUGAUUUGGUUCGUGUUUUAGUAUGAACCCACCUAACUGGCCCUUUCUGAAACAAUACUUGAACCAAAAUGCACCUAUCCUUUCAAAUUCACACUUCUCUGAAUUUUGUGAAUCAGUUCUCCAGUAAGAUAUUGAUGCAGAAAUGUGCAUAUAGGGAAAGGGGGCCUAAAAAUGCCUAUAUUUGUGAAAAUAAUGUACAAAAAUGAGUUGUAUUAGGGGAAAUUGCUUACAAAGAUGAGUAUAUUGGGGAAAAUUGCAUACAUAAAUAUGUAUAAUGGGAGAAAUCAUACAAAAUGCUGAAAAAAUUUCAACGCUGACAAAUUUUCAGCAACGAAAAAUCACAGGAUAAUACAGAAAUGGGGCAAAGUAAACAUAAGAGUUUCUCAUGUUUAUGAACAGGUGUACAUCCAUAUCUGUACUACAUGUAGUUUGGUUUUAUAGUGCUCUCUUGCAAUACAAAUGCAAAACACACACACACACAAAACCCAUUGCCCCAAUCCAGCUCUGGUACCAUUCACAAGGAAGUUGGCUCUCCUAGCUGGAUGAGAAACAGUUUGUCAAGCAAGAUGAGGUUCAUGCAGUUUUCUUCUUUAAUCCAGAGUCUUGUGCUGUAUGCAUGCAUACCUUUAAAGAAGCUAAAUUUCCAGCUAUCAGCUGUUCAGGAGAGGAAACUAGAACUGGAUUCAGUCCUUCAACCACCACAGCUCUCCUUCCCCAACAAGAACUGAUAGAUAGAUUUGGGCCUUGGCGAUCAGGGAAGUUCAGGGGUGCAUAGUACUAAAUAAAAUAUGUGUUUGUGGGAGGGGGGGUUAUCUUGUAUUUUUAUCUUGUGAACCACACUGAGAUCUUUUGAUGAAGAUCAAAAUUUAAUAAAUCUAAUAAGACGAUGACAACAACAACAACAUACUAGCCAAAGUAACCCAUGGGAAAUUUAAACUGAUUUUAAUGGAACUAGGUUGCACCUAAAAAGUUGGUGAGAAAGGAAACAUUGUCAAACUAAAGAAUUUUGGUAUAUAGAAAAUAAAUGGUGAUCAAAAGAGGAAAACAUGAUUAUAAUUCCCAUGCCUUUUCCCAACCUCAUCAUUCCCCCUUCUAAUUUUCCAUGACAACUGUCACACGUGUGGCUAUGAGGAAUUGCUGACAGUAUAUGUCAGGUCUCACUAGUCUGCAGUUACAUACAGUGGUACCUUGGUUUUCAGACAUAAUCUGUUCUGGAAGACCGUUCGAGUUCUGAAAUGUUCAAAAGGGCGGUCUGCAAAUUUAAUAGAGAAAAUGGGGGGGGACCCCCAGUGGAAGCCGUUCAACUUCCGAGGUGCGUUCAAAAACAGAAGCAUUUACUUCCAGGUUUUCAGUGUUCGAAAACCAAAACGUUCGACUUCCAAGAUGUUCGAAAACCAAGGUACCACUGUAUUUUGUAGUCUAGCAGCGCAGAAUCUGUUAUUAAAAGGGUUUAAUUCACUGACCACCCUCUUAUUUCAGGAUCAAGAGGAGCUGGAGGUGGAAUUUGAGUUACGAAACAGGUGAGUAAAUUCAGAUACUACAGAUUACUUAAAGCAACAUGCCUUACCCUUCUGAUAACCAGAAUGUAAAUCCAUAAAAAAUGAGUUAAUUAUUAGAACUCAGGGAACAUUGUCAACAUUUCUCCCAAUGACAGCAAAAGAAACAUGUAUUAAUGCUCCAGGCCUGGCCAGCAUUUUGACAAAGCCCCGUAAGAAAUGUUGUAUUUUUUAAUUUCCCAGGCUACAACAGCAAAGCUAUGGUAUCUGGUAUGGGGAAGGAGAAUCAAAAGCAGAGAAGUUGUCAAAUUCAAAGCCUUACUGAGCUCAUGCCAGCAGACUGGAAAGUCAAGUCAAGUCAAGUAACCUUUAUUGGCAUCACAUAGGAACAUUCAGAAUACAAACAGAAUAAAUAGGCCAGUGUGGUCUCGUUGCCAUUUCAACAGUACAGGACUGGAAAGUGUAUUUUUCUUUAUUUUUUUUCUCCUUCUGCCAGCGUUGAAAAUAAAAAGAUUUUCUGAAGGGAAAAUAAGUAUGGCAGCAAACUUGCCCUCACACCCUUCAAGGACCCCUCUUGCUCUCUCUGCUGUUGAACACUGACAGCACCUCAGCAAUAGUUCCAUUUUCAAGAGGAACAUAAACAUUUUAUUAUAUGAAUGUAUAUUCAUUUAUAUUCCAUUUAUUUUUCAGUUUGAGUGUUCCUGAAACCAUUGUUACGAAUGGAACUCUUCUGGUAAUUUUGUUAUUUUCUGUCUGCUUUCUUGUACUUUAGAUAUACAGUGCAAGGGAAACAAAGAGAUUAUAAAUUAUAUCAAAGUUAAUGAAUUAUUAUAUACUUUCUGAGACAGGAAUAGUAUAAAACUGAACAUAAUUUUCCUACUGAGCCAUCAGGCAUCUUCUCCUGUAUGGGAUGCUUAAUUACUUGAGGGUUCAGUUGAAGUUAUCAUGGCCUUUCCAAACAUGUGAUAAACCCUAUGGAUACUUAUUUCUGGAAUAAGUCCAGUUGAAAGAGGUUUAUUGCAGCCCUAGUAAAAAUAUAUAAUCUAAGAAACAGGUUACUAAAUGUGACAAUAUAUUGAUAAAUCCAAUCAUUAUUUUUAAUCCAGUCAAGUGUGGGUAAUAUGUCAUUUGUCAUUCCUGAGAAAUUUACUGACCAUUUGGAUUUGAGCCUGACUGAAUAGGUCCCAGCAGAACCCAGCUUAGCCCUAUUGGAUGUAUUCCCUGUUGCUUUAACCACAGACAUUGGGUUUUUGUUCCUUUGAGAAUUUAAAAUAUGGGCAAAUAUAAAUACCAUCCAUAAUACAUUUGUCUGUUCUUCAUGGAUUGAGGUUCUGAAAUUAAACAUUCCAUAAAAAUUGUGAUCCAGGCAGCAAGCCUAUGGCCACAACUUUCUUACUUGCUUCCUUUUAAAAAAAUGCUCUUCUUGUUAAAAAAAUUUAAAUCAAUACAUUGGAUCCAAACUAAGUUGUAGGUGUGUAGGCUCAUUAAUUUCAAUGAGUUUGGUUGUAAAUUGCUUUGGGUAGCCUUGGGCAAGAUGAAGCGACUAACAAAUUUAAUAAAUAAUAAUAAUUUUAAAAUGGGUUUAAUUAAGUGGCGCUGUGGUGUAAACCACUGAGCCUAGAGCUUGCCGAUCAGAAGGUCGGCGGUUCGAAUCCCUGCGACGGGGUGAGCUCCCGUUGUUCGGUCCCAAUUCCUGCUCACCUAGCACUUCGAAAGUACAAGUAGAUAAAUAGGUACCACUCUGGGCGGGAAGGUAAACGGUGUUUCCGUGUGCUGCUCUGGUUUCGCCAGAAGUGGCUUAGGCAUGCUGGCCACAUGACCCGGAAGCUGUCUGUGGACAAACGCCUGCUCCCUCGGCCUGUAAAGCGAGAUGAACACCGCAACCUCAGAGUCGUCUGUGACUGGUACCUUUACUUUUACGUUUAAGUCUGAAUUGUAAUCAAACACUAUAUAAAAUUAUUUCAGAAUCCUUGUAUUUUCUGUACUGUACUGUACUGUACUGAACUGUACUGUAUUUGUGAUUCAGUCAUUCAGUUUUGAAAGGGAUUGAUUAUUAUGCCCCCCUCCAAAUGCUAACUUUUAGAUGGUGAAGAAAGUAAUAAAAUGAAGUUUCAACUAGAUUCUAAACUUUCAAUGUUCUUCUGUCUUCUUGUAUGCCUACAGGCUCGUGAAGUUUGUUGUUUGGAAUUUGAAGUAGAGAAGAAAAAAAGAAAGAAAUCAAGUAAGAUUUUCAUCAUAGUAAUAAUGGUUUCUCUAGUUUCCUUUUUUUAUAUAAGAUAUUUAUUAAAGUUUCAGCAUAUUACAAAAAUAAGAAAAAAAAAUUUAAAAAGAAAAAAAAAACGAAAAUGAAAAUACAAGAUAAAAACAGUUAAAAACAAAUCAGUCUUUCCAUAUCUUAUUUUUCAUUUGCUUGUUUCCCUGACCUCCUCACACCUCCCUUUUUUGUAUUCCAGUUCCAUUAGUUAAUUCAGCAAUUCCUUUCCCUCUUUGAUUUUAUCUUAAUCUUUUUUCUUAAUAUAUUAUGACUUUAGAUUAUCACUUGUUAACAAUCCAUUUUUACAUAUUCCUUUAUAACAUUGCUGCUAAAAAACCACUUAACUUCAAUCCAACAUCAUUCUAACAUUCAUUAAUUUUGCAGUAUUUCUGUAGAUAGUUUUUAAAUUUCUUCCAAUCUUUUUCCACCGACUCUUCUCUCUGGUCUCGGAUUCUGCCAGUCAUUUCCGCCAGUUCCAUAUAGUCCAUCACCUUCAUCUGCCAUUCUUCCAGAGUGGGUAAUUCUUGUGUCUUCCAAUACUUUGCAAUAAGUAUUCUUGCUGCUGUUGUAGCAUACAUAAAGAAAGUUCUAUCCUUCUUUAACACCAUUUGGCCAACCAUGCCCAGGAGAAAGGCCUCUGGUUUCUUCAGAAAGGUAUAUUUAAAUAUCUUUUUCAUUUCAGUAUAAAUCAUUUCCCAGAAUGCCUUAAUCCUUGGGCACGUCCACCAAAGGUGAAAGAAUGUACCUUCAGUUUCUUUACAUUUCCAACAUUUAUUAUUGGGCAAAUGAUAGAUUUUUGCAAGCUUGACUGGUGUCACGUACCACCUGUAAAUCAUUUUCAUAAUAUUCUCUCUUAAGGCAUUACAUGCCGUAAACUUCAUUCCUGUGGUCCAUAACUGUUCCCAGUCAGCCAUCAUUAUGUUAUGUCCAACAUCUUGUGCCCAUUUAAUCAUAGCAGAUUUCACCGUUUCAUCCUGAGUAUUCCAUUUCAACAGCAAGUUAUACAUCUUUGACAAAAUCUUGGUUUUGGGAUCUAACAGUUCUGUUUCCAAUUUUGAUUUUUCCACCUGGAAGCCAAUUUUCUUAUCCAAAUUAUAUGCCUCCAUUAUCUGAUAAUAAUGAAGCCAAUCUCGCACUUUAUUUUUUAGUUUUUCAAAACUCUCCAGUUUCAAUUUGUCUCCCUCUUGUUCCAAAAUUUCCCAAUAUUUCGGCCAUUUGGCCUCCAUAUUGAGCUUUUUCUGAGCCUUCGCUUCCAUCGGUGACAACCACCUUGGGGUUUUAUUUUCAAGUAGGUCCUUAUAUCUUAUCCAGACAUUAAACAAUGUCUGUGUUUUCAAGAAGCAGCCAUUCUUUCAGCCAGCAAAAAGCUGCUGAUUCAUAAUAAAGUUUAAGGUCUGGCAGGGCAAAUCCACCUCUUUCCUUUGCGUCUGUUAGUAUUUUAAAUUUUAUUCUAGGCUUCUCAUUCUGAAACCUCUCUCUCUCAAUCGCUGUUAAAUUUUUCUCUAAGACCUUUGUUUUUAACUUAUUCAGUUUAAAUCCUGCAACCUGACCAAAUUCUUGAAUCAGUUCCAAAACUCUUUUAGUACUAGAUUCUGGCUCCUGUAAUGUCAAUACUAAGUCAUCUGCAAAUGCUCUCAAUUUGUACUGUUUAGCUCCGACUUGUAUACCUUUAACCAAUUGGUCCCUUCUAAUCAUAUUCAGCAGGACCUCCAGGACCGAUAUAAAAAGCAAUGGGGAGAUUGGGCAACCUUGUCGUGUCCCCCUUUCCAUCUUAAAUUCCUCCGUCACCACGUUAUUAACAAUUAAUUUAGCCUUUUGUUCUGAAUAAAUUGCACUUAUACCAUUUCCAAAGCCUUGACCUACCCCCAUCCCCUGUAGGUUCUUCUUCAUAAAAGUCCAAGAAAUAUUGUCAAAAGCUUUCUCAGCGUCCACAAAUAUCAAAACUGCCUUGGUAUUAAUAUUCACUUGUAAUUGAUUAUGUUUCUCAUAUUAUCAGACAAGUGUCUACCCGGGAGAAAGCCUGCUUGAUCUCUAUGAAUCUCUUCCACUAGCACUUUUUUUAGUCCUUUAGCCAAAAUAUCUGCAAAGAUUUUAUAAUCCACAUUAAGCAGUUAUAUGGGGCGAUAGUUCUUGAGCUGCGUCUUUUCAGUUUCUGUUUUCGGUAUAAGUGUGAUAUACGCUUCCUUCCACGACUCUGGUGCCCUUUCCCCAUCCAAUAUUUCAUUACAGACUUCCUUUAAAGGUUGUACUAGCCAUUCUUUUAAAGAUCUGUAGUAUCUAGAAGUCAGUCCAUCCGGUCCUGGAGAUUUACCUAAUUGCAUAUUCUGAAUGGCACCUUCUACCUCCUGUUCAGUUAUUUUAUAAUUCAACAUUAAUUUGUUUUCUUGAGAGAUUUUUGUAAUCCAUUUAUUUUCAAAAAUCGAUCUAUAUCAAUUUCUUUCUGUGGCCCUUGUGUAUAUAAUUGUUUAAAGUACCUCUGGAAACAGUUUCUAAUCUCGACUGGGUUCUGUAUGUUCUUUCCUUCCACUUCUAGAUUUAUAAUAGUGUUUAGUUUUUGUCUUUUUUUCAUUUGCCAGGCCAACAAUUUCCCACAUUUAUUAGCCGACUCAAAUGUCUUUUGUCUCAUUUGUUUAAUUUUCCAUUCUAUUUCCUGAUUCAUCAUUUUCAUAUAUUGUACUUGAUAUAACUUUAUUUCUCUCAAGAUCUCUUGCGACUUUGGUUUUGCUCUCAAUUUCUUCUCACUUUCCUUUAUUUUCUCCAAAAUUUUAUCUUUCUUCUCAUUUUGGAUUCUCUUCUUUAUUGCAUUCUGUUGUAUCAGGAACCCUCUCAUAACCGCUUUGCUUGCGUCCCAGAUUACUCUUUUUCAACAUUAGUGUUCAUGUUUGUCUCGAAAUAGUCUCUCAAGGUUUUUUGGGCCUUCUUAGUCACUUCUUCAUCUCUAAAUAAGGUGUCAUUCAUCCUCCAUCUGAAAGAGCCAGUUGGUGUUAGUUUCAUCUCCAUCUUCACGGCAUUAUGGUCGGAGCAGGUUUUUGGACAAAUUUCCACUUUUCUUGUCUUUGGUGCCAUUCCUCUAGUUACCCAUAUUUGGUCAAUUCUUGUCCAUGUCAUUUUGGCUUCAGAGAAGAAGGUUCCCUCUCUACCCAAGGGAUUCUUUGUUCUCCAAAUAUCAACUAAAUCCAAGUUGUCUGUCAUCUCAAAAAAGGUUUUCGGUAGUCUACCAUCCUUAGUGACUACCUGUCUUUGUGCCUUGUCCAUAUUUGUAGAUACAACUCCGUUCAUAUCAAAAUCACAUUAUAGUCCAAAUAGUCCAUCAAGGUCUCAUGCAACUUUUUAAAGAAUUCAGAUUUCCCCUCAUUUGGUGCAUAAACUCCUACUAUCAAAAAUUUCUCUCCUUGGAUUUGAAUUUCAAUUGCCACAAAUCUUCCUUGGUCAUCUUUAAAGAUAAAUUUUGGUGAUAAACUCUCCUUUGCAUAAAUCACUACUCCUCUUUUUUUAACUUUGUCCUAUGAGAUAAACUCUUGACCCAGUCUUUUGUUGAUCAAUACUUUUCUAUGUAGCCUUGUCACAUGUGUUUCCUGUAAACAAAUCAAGUCCAAUUGUUCCUUUUUUAAUAAAUGAAAAACUCUUUUCCUUUUCUGGGGGGAGUUGAGACCAUUAGUAUUCCAGCUUAAUAGUUGCAGAGCCAUGAUGUAGUUACUUUGCUUUUCCUCCAACUGCGCCAAGUGUUUGUUCUUGUUCCGUCGGGGGUAUCGCUUUCUCUAAGCAGUCCAGUCCAAAAGGUAGUGUUGCUAUGUCUAGUAUUCCUCUUUCUAAUGCUCUUAGCUCUUCUCCAGAUUCUUUCUGCAAAUCUUCUCCGUGAUCUUUCAAAAAUCUUUCUUUAUCGUCCACUGAUCUUAUUUUUAUCUUUCUUCCUUUGAAGCUAAAAGAUAGGCCUUGGGGAAAUUCCCACCUAAAGAUAAUUCUGUUACUUCUCAACAGGGCAACCAAAUCUCCGUAGUUGGACCUAAGGUCCAAAAGAUGUUUCAGGAUGUCUUUAAAUAUCUCCACUCUUGACUGAUGUAUUUCCAGAGUCUUCUGAAAGUGCAGACUCAAGAUUUUGUCUCUCUCCUCUUUUGUUCGGAGGGUGAUCAAACAGACUCUCACCCUGUUCUUCUUCCCCCCUCUUCCAAGCCUAAAAGCACUCACUAUCUUAAAAUCUUCCUUCUCCAAAUCUAAAUCCCAAAAGUCUGCAAAUUCCUGCGUAAGAAAGUCAAUCAGAUUGUCUUUCUCAAGUUCAGGUACGGCCCUGAUCCUCAAAUUCGUUUGUUUCUCCUUCAAUUCAAUCAUAGACAACAUCGACCUGUGGUCCUCGAGUUGCCUAUGUAUCGGUGGUAUCUUCUCCUCUACAGCAACUGCUUUUUCCUUUGCUUCUUCAGCUGUCUUUCGGGUCAAAGUAAAUUCCUGUAGCAAUUUAUCAAUGGUUUCUGUGUUAGUGUUCACCUUCUGUCCCAAAUUAUUAAUGCUUGUAGUGUUUUGAUCAAUUUUAGUUGAUGCUUCAGCUACUUGUUUACUUAAUUUUUCCAAAGAUUCAUUAAUUUUGCCUAAUGCCAGAGCUAAAACAUCUUCAGAUGGCAUUCCUUUUGAUUUAAAUUGUACACGUGCAGCCCCUGAUGGUACAGAAGGGCCAGAUGCUGAUGCUCUUCGCGGCUGCCAAGAUUUACCAGACCUCGUUGUUUUUUCUUGAAGCAAGUCUAUUUUUUCUUUUCCAUCUGCCAUAACACUCUAGUUGAAGCUCAAGGUCAAUCUCACGGCCAGAAUUUGUUUUGAAGUGGAAAAUUCCCCUGGCCCAGUUGUUGUAACAAUUUCAAACUUCCUCUUUGGGGACACAGUAACAGUCAAAGCUUGUUGCAGUAAAAAUAACUCUUUUUAAUCCCCCAAUUCACAAAAUAGGCAACAAUUUCAAUUUCAGUUAGUUUCCAGUUACUUUAAAAUCAGGAGAAGCCAGCCAGAAACAAUGUAUCUCUCUUGCAGAGUUAGCUGUCAAAAAGUACUCUAUUCACAAGCAGCGCAUUUCACAAUACGGCAAUCUUAUUGUCCAUUGGCAGCCCGUUCCCAGGUUUUAAGCGGUGGAUUUUUAUUUCCUUUCCUCUCUUUUUGCAGGAAAAUAUAGUUCACACCUUUCCCCCCUCCUCUCCUGCAACCAAGGGGGGAAUCACUUGUUUUGAUGUUAGGAUUAUAGUCCUUUUCAAUCGACUUUCCAGGUCUUAGCUUACAACUUCUUUGCUUUACUCUAUUUACAAGAAAUGGAAGGCGGACUUCCUGUUUAUGCCUCCCCGCUUCGGUGUCGAAUUAAGUCUUUAUUUUCCUUUAUUUCCAAAUUUAACCUACUCACGGGUAGUUGUUUUUGUAGCCAGAUUGUCACAGGAAAAAGUCAGUGUUCUCCGGUAACGGCUGUGCGGCUUCGCUCCACAGAAGAAGCAGUUGACUCUCAGCACCGUGCCGCUUGCCCCGCUUCACUCUGGAGCCCGUAAUUGGGUUCCUUUACAAAUGGGGGGGCGCGAAAGGUGCCCGCUGAGUCCCACGGUCACAGGCUUCACCCGCCUGUGAUUUUUUAAAGGGUCCCCGCUUCGCCGUAGUGGAACAGACCCGAUUUCCGUAGAGCCAUUCCCUCCGGAUCAGAGGGAGUCCACCAUUACCGAUGGCGCCACCCCGGAAGUUCCUCGCCACCCCGGAAGUUCUAGUUUUCAACCAGUAAUAAUUAUUUUGAAGAAUGCUUAAAAUGAAUUAACACCAUUGUUUUAAAUAUAUAGAAUGCCUAGUAAAACUUACCUAAUCUUAUAUAAAGCCUAGUUCUCUUAAGUUGAUAUUUCUUCAUACUGUAUCUUUCAUCAAUAUAUUCUGAUCAUUACAUUUCUCCUUGAUUAGCCACAUCACACACUCCAACUUUUGUGAAUCCAAGAUUGGCCUCAUUGAGGGGCAGUAUUUCAAUAUGCGUAGGAAAAUGAGAGUACCCCUAAACAUAUUUUUCUUAGAAAAAGAGCACUGCCUCUGAGUAUACAGGGAGAGGAUUGUGCUGUGAAUGUGCCUUUGCAUUCAAAGAGUAUUGCUUACCAGCUGGGUGAUGAAUAUUUAUGAUGGAUGGGAAUGCAAUGAGCAAGACAAGUUCAAUAAGGAACUGUAUAGAUAGUUCACUGUUCAUAUUUGAUUUCCUCAAAAGUAUAGCUUUUGUUCGGAGUCUUAGCAUGGUGCAAUAACAAGGCCAAGUUAACUAACGGAGCAAGUAAUAUAUAAAUUAGUGAUGUGGAUGCCAUUAAGAAAUCUGAUUUUUGCAGAGGCCCACUUUGAGUUUAGCACAAAAAGUUAUUGCAAGCAACAGACCUGUCAUGAACAUUUUCCCUUCUUUCUUUCAGAACGUGAACUAUCCCUUAUGAUGAAAGGAUCCCAUGAAGGAUACCAGGAGCUUAGUUCAGGCCAGUCCUCAUUCCACUAUGCCAAAUAUAAGCACCUGACAAUGGAUGUUAAACUACCGAAGAAGGAUCUAGAUUAUGCCUUUGUACGUUAUUCAUCAGCCGAACACUAAGGGCUUAUCCACACUUCCAAUUGGUCCCACUCUUUCUGGGCCUGCACUUAAAAUCUCUGUGUCUGAGUGGUUUUGUGUUUGUUUUGUCCCAGAGCUUUCCCCCAUUAUAACCUGCUCAAUUGGAGCAAACAUCCAUUCAGAUUUUGCAUGGAUUGUCAUUUGCUCCAAUUGAGCUUUAAAGAGUGGUUUUGCAGAGCAAAAAAAAGGGGGGGAUGUGCUCAGACAUGAAGCUCAGACCAUGCCUAGAAAGAGAGGAGGAAAUGUAAGUGUGCAUAAACCCUAAUGAUAAAAAGGUUCCUUUUUUUCAUUGAUGUUUUAUUUCCGGGAGGGGGAGGGGAACAGGGGAUUAAUUGUGAAAGCCACUCUGAGAAUAUAUAUCAUGUGUAUACUAAAGGGAGAAGCAUACAGGUUUUUUAAAAAUAAAAAGAUACGGAUGAGCAGACUUUGUGAGUGGACUUCCCCCAACCCUCCGGAGCAGAAUAUAAAGGUGUGCAGAAGGAUGCUGGAGGGUGGAGUUGCCAUAUUUCAAACAGUGAAAAUCCAGACAUAUGGCCUGCCAUAUGGACUUUCCCAGACAUUUUACCGAUUUUCACCCAGACACUGAUUGACCACCCUACCGGAGGGAGAAGUGGAAACUGAAAUCCUGUUGCAUAAUCCUUUCUCCUCAGGUGCAAACAGCUUUGGAUAAAAUCCUAGACAUGCAACUUUGCACUCUUUCUCAUAGAAACAUGUGGGUUUUCUUCUUCUUCCAGGGACCAAGCUCUUAUAACAGGAAAGAAAGAUCCCUCAGAGUGGAUAUAAGUUCACUUCCUACCAGCAAGAAAAUAGUGCUCGCAGAGGUGAGAAUCAGUUGCUGUCCUCCUGAAUAUUGCUUUGAAUGGAUUCUUUUGGAAGAGAAAUAGCCAUCAUUGCUUGCUUCCAUAAUCUACAGCAUAAGGGGCCAGUUUAUCGUUGUCAUUGUUACUUGUUAAUAUAAUGAUUAGGUAGACAUCAUGGACAAGGCCAUAUGUACAACGCGGUAAAAAAGAUUUCAAUUCCAAAGUAAAAUUCCAAAGCUAUCUAAAUCCUUCAGUCUGAAUCAAUUAUUGAUUUAUGGCUUAUUGAAUCACUUGCUUCUUAUUUUGUUGCUUUUGAGGAAUAAUGAAACAAUGUAAAAGGAUCUAACUAUUUAUAACUAUUUAUGCAUCUUUGCUCUGGCAGUUUUAAAUCUUUUAACAUAUUGCUUAACUAACAAAUAUGAUAAAAGUCCUUUUUUUAAAAAAAAAAAUCUAAAUUCUGAGUAGAAAUUGUAGAAAGAAGGAAGAACUUCCCCUUUAUUUAUGAUUCCCAGAAAGGCAAAUUUAUCGACAUGUUUCAAUAUGGGGGUGAAUAUAAAUUUAAUCAAUUAAUUCAUGAGUCACCCAGAAGCCAGUUUAUUGAUUGUUACAGUCUUAAUUGGUUGAUAGACACUGUUGUACGGUUUCAUUUGGUCUGCAAUAUUAAGGAAACCAAACCAAUUUACACCUCCUGGAUUAAUGCACUGAUCAGAAUAUAAUUAACCUUCAGAUUUCUCACUUCCAUGUAUUAAAAUGUGUACAUUGGGGGCAGGGGGGGAGUAUGCAAAAAGGUAUUUUGUGAUAAAAUGCAUAUUUAAAUAUUAAUUUCAGUGGAGAUUUUAAGAGGGGAUCGCAUCUUAAUGUGGAAAUGGGAUGGAAUGGAUUUGUGACUAACCACAUGGGAUACUAACACAGAUCAGCAAUAGACUGAUCCAUCCCUGUUAUGUCAUAAAGUGGGUUGCCUAGCCAAUUGAAAUAAUUGUUAGAAAUUAUAGCAUUUCUUUCACCCUUUAUCUGGCUCUAGUCAUGCAUAAUCAAGAUGCUAACGUUUGCUUAGCUGCUUGAGAACAUAGAAGGGGAUUUGCAUUGGAAUGUGUAUCCCAUUCAAAGUAAUAUAGCCUGUAUAGAAGAGGGAUGGGAAAUCUCAAGUACAGCCCUCCAGGUCUCCCUGUUCAGCCUGUGGGACUCUCCCCAGGCUGCGCACCUCACAGGCCUUAUUAUCCUCAAGUACAGUAUCUUCUUGUAUGGAAUGUGUUCUGUAACUGUGGUAAUGCCUCUUAUCUAGAUGAAGGACGGAGAGGGGUGUGUGGGUGUAAAUGGCUCACUUUUGCAUAAUGUAGCCUACUGUACAAAGGCCAUGUCAAUUGCUGCAUCCGCUGUUGGCUUCUAGGCCAUAUAGAAGGUUGUUCAUGAGGCAAUGUGACUCUGAGGCUGGAAAAAGUUCCUCACCCCUGUAUCCUCCUUUCAAUAUUUAUCUGAAUUUGUGUUAAGAUUUAUGCCCAAGGUUUCCAACCCAGUAAGUGGAAUGUGUGAACCUAAGAACCCUUGCCGAGACAAACCAAAGAACUAUCUAAUACAGCAUUCUGUUCUCACAGUGGCCAACCAGAUUCUGAUGGGAAGCCCACUCACAGGUGGGGACUGUGCUGUUGUGCUCAGGUGCUGCUUUGGGGCAUCUGAUUGGUCAUGGUAAAAACAGGAUGCUGGAUUAGACAGGCCAUUGGCUCAAUCCAGCAGGCUCUUCUUAUGUUCUUAGGACCUAAGUGCAACCACAUUCUCCCCAUUUGUGAUGCCCAGAAACCAGUACACUGAAGAUGGAACAUGGUUAAGAGCAAGUGAUAGGCUUAUUCUCAAGGAAUUCUCUAAUCCUCUUUUAAAGCUACACAGGAUGGUGGUGAAUUCUGGUGCCUCUUUUUCUAAAAGAAUAGCACUGAUGGUGGCCCAUCACUACAUCAUGUGUGAGUGAAUGUCAUACUGAAUAUGUAUUUUUUUUUUUGUCUGUCUUGAAUCUUCCAAAAGAAUUCUGUUUACAUGCAUGCAUCUUCAGAACUGACUCAGGGCAUCUAUGCACCUUGUUUCAAAGGGAGGCAAUGUAUUCCUAGGAGUGAAAUUUGUGUUUGCAUUCUGUUUUUGUUUUUUCAGAAUAAAAAAAUGGCAUUGCAUGUGAAAACAGAAGUCUGGUAAGAGAUGCUUCCUGUGUUGGAUAGCUAUAAUCUUAACUAUUUUUCUACUUGUCUGUCUGCUGGAGAAAUAUUCUUACAGGAGAUUAGCCAUGUGUUCAGGAUAUUAGUCAUUUGUAUGCAGUAUGAGCACUGUACCUAACAUUUAUUGAAUAAACAGAAUUUACAUCUAUAUAACAAGAGUCACAUUUUAUACAGAGAGGGCUGAUGUACCCUAUAGCUUUAGAGUUCUAGUAAGCCACACUUUUGUGGUGUCGUUCUGCUUAGUCUUUUUAAUCGAAAUCACUGCUGUGUAAAAACCACCACAUAAACCUUGCUGCCUUGUGAAAGCAAAUGACUUGAUGCCCCGUGAGGCUUCGCCUGCCACACAUUUUGUUAAUUGGUCAGCUCAGGGAUGUUGGCAAGCAGUCUCUAAGCUUGACUCUUGGAUGAGUAGCACCUUUUAAAAGUUCUGAAACAGAUUCUGAGAUACAAUAUGCCUGUGUUCCCCCUACCACCUUCUGUGUGGCUAUUCCAGCCAGACUGACCUAGAUGUGCGCUUGGGAUAUGGCCUUUGUACACAGGAGCAAGAUUUCUUGUGCAAAAGGCAGAAGAUUGUUGCUGGGGCGUUGAAAAAUGUUCUCAAACUAGAACAGGAUCUGCAGGAUCAUGAGGUAUGUGAUGCAGAACUCUGGCUAUCGCUGCUGUAUGAAUUAUCACAAUAUGUGGAACAGAAAUUGCAGAGAGAGUCUGGGAGCAAGAAUAAUGUGUGUCAUGGUCAGCACACCACUGUCCCAUACAAAGUUGCUUUCCUGUUCUCUGCAGUGAUUUAGUAUUACGUUGUCAGAGUGCUGCAUCUGAACUGGCCACUGUGCGCAUGAGGAAUAAUUCACCAACGAUGCCAUCUUUUCCAAGGCUUGAGUGAGCGCUGAACUUUCCAAGCAACUGCCCAAAGCGGUAUCACAUUCAUGCCAUUAUUCAUUCAUGUGCCCUGCUGAAAUUGGCUUAGUCGCCCGUUCUAUUUUCUCAUCCUCUGAGAUGAAAGCAAGCAUAAUAAAAUGCAGGCUAAAAGGGCUGUAGCUCAAUAGCAUAACAUCUGCUUGCAUGCAGAAGUUCCCAGGUUCAGUCCUUGGCAUUUCCAAGUACCGUAUUCUUUGCUCUAUAGGACUCACCGGACCAUAAGACGCACCUAGUUUUAGAGGGGGAGAACAAGAAAAAAAUUUAUCUCCCUCUCUGCGCAGCGCCCCUUCAGCAAAGCGGCAGGAGGAACGGAGCCCCUUCCAUUUCUCCUCCCGCUUCGCUGAAGGGGCGUUGCGCAGAGAGGGAAAGCUGCGCAGCACCUCUCCAGCAAAGCGAAGCCAGGAGAGCAAGAGGGAUCGGUGUGCACUGAUCCCUUUUGCUCUCCUGGCUUCAGCGAAAGCAACACGAAGCCUCCGGAGUCUUCUGGCGGCUAUCCCUGAAGCCAUGGAGCCUGUAUUCGCUCCAUAAGAUGCACACACAUUUCCCCUUAAUUUUUGGAGAGGAAAAAGUGUGUCUUAUAGAGCGAAAAAUACGGUAUUAUUUAUUUAUUAAAUUUGCAUACCGGACUCUGAGGUCCAGCUCCGAGGGCCUUCUGGAGGUUCCCUCCCAAUGAGAAGUGAGGUUACAGGGAACCAGGCAGAGGCAGAGGGCCUUCUCGGUAGUAUCACAAGCAAUGAGAGAGGAGCAUUAGCUCACCAUAGCACAUGUAUUUUUCUUGCAUCUGACUACUUCGCUCAGAUUGCUGCGCUGCCUUUAACCCUAUUGACCUCAUUAGACUGAAGAAGAAACUAGUUAGUAAGUUCUCCGCCACUGAAAACAGCAGCCUUGAAUCUGCUCCUCUUUUUCUCCUCUUUUUUGCCUCGUGACAUUUUAUCGUGUUUUUAAUUUUCUGUUGAGAGCUGCCCAGAGUGGCUGGGGAAACCCAGCCAGAUGGGUGGGGUAUAAAUAAUAAAUCCCACAGCGGGAUCCCAAAGAUCCCACAGCGGUUCACAACAGAAAAAUACAUAAUGAGAAUUCAAAAUACAUAAUAAAAACAAAACAAUAACCUCCCUCCCACAAACGCAUUUUAAAAGCCAUAGAGUGUUAUUCAGCCGAAAGCCUGGUUGAUGAGAAACGUUUUUGCAUGGUGCUGAGAAAUAUUCAAUGCAGGUUCCAGGCGAGCCUCUCUGGGAAGGGCAUUCCACAAAUAGGACUGGGAGUGUCUCCAGUCUGAAACCACAGAGAGAGAUACCGUGGGCCCAUUGAGUUCAGUAUUUUCUACCCUGACUGACAGGGACUCUCCAAUGGUUGAUAUGUUUUGAUAUUCCUGACACAUUGGGCAUACUGAAUGUUUCAAUAAACAUUUCCACUUUUAGCAUCAGUUGGAGGCUUCCCCCUUUGACUUUUUCGGCUUCUUGUUGUUGCCCCUUCCUUUGCAUGUUCUGCUGAUCUCGACAACACCAGUGGUGAUGACAUUUAAUAAUAGUUAUUAUCUAUCAGGUUUCCCAGGCUUCAGACCCAUGUAAUGAGUUAAGCAUGCAAUUAGUAAAGCGACUGUUAAAGUAAUUGCUUAAGCAUGCACUAAACUCUCCCACUGAAAUCAGCAAGACUUAAUUAAAAAUGAGGGGUUUAAAUCAGUAGUCAGCUAAAGUUUUCAUCAGUUGUGGCACAGAGAGCAAUUUUAUUUAUUUGAUUCAUUAUACUUUUAUACUGCUUAGCCAACUGUGUUCUCUUUGAAUUUUAAUCAGUGCAGGAAGGAGCAGUGAUGAUUACUAGGGUUGAGAUUUUUAAGAGCACAUGACUGCUCGAAACCAGUGGAGCACUAAUUAAACAUCCCAUCAGCACAAGGAUAUACACUUGGGCAAUGGAAGUUUCUCCCCACUCCUCCCUUAAAUCUGUUCUGGGUUGUUUCCCCCACCCCCAACUCUCUGGACCAGAUUGGGGUGUGGGGCAGAGAAUGAAGUUGUUGAAAGUGACCUUCCAUUCAGGAGUGGUAGCUGUUGUUUUCCAAAAUUACAAGUUAUAUUCCAAGUUUAGAUUGCUUCAGGAUCUAAAAAACCCCAUCCCUACUAAGGUGUUCGUAAUGUGCAAAUGUCUUCAAACAGAAUAAUCAGUUCACUGGUUAAAAAGCAGAUUCUGCAAUUUAUUUUAUUGAUUGACAGGCAUAAUUAAAAUACUUCAGUUUCUUGUGCAUUAUCCUGCUUUUCCACAGUCAUCUCUAGUUUGUUUGUUUUUAAAGUAAUAUAUUGCUUACAUGCAAAUUAAUUUCAAAGGGGGCAUGCAUAUCAUGAGAUGUGUGACAUGUGUGUUGCAUGUCAUGAUUACAUAUUUGAGACAGCUGUCCAAAUAUGUAUACAGUCAUGCCACACUUCAUGCAUUACCAUAGAUGAGAUUUUCUAUGCAAAUUGGUAAAACAUGUAUGAAACUGUGGUCUGCAAAUAGGCUUAUGUUGGGGAGGAGAAGUUGUGAGACGGAGGAGAUUUUAAAGAAGGCAUUGACCAAAACAAAUGAAUGAGAGGGAUGUGAGAGAGAUUGUAUUUUCAGUUAGCCUGGUUAUGGAAUGCUCUGAACUGAUAUGCAAUGUCUAAAAGAAAAAUAGGCUAGCUGUGAAACUGGGUAUGAAGCAACUGUUUACUAAUAUCACAAACUGGCAGAAUAACUGCCUGAAUAAUAAUGAAGAACAGCUGAUUCAUUCUUUGCAGUUUGUAAUUUAUCUCUAUUAUUGAAUAUAUUGCUUAAUUAAUUAAUUACCACCUUUAUAAAGGCUCUGUGGAGUAGAAAAUAUUAACAGUGAAUUAUCAGUUUCCACUUUUGCAUCAUCAAGCAUGAUGGGUCCUAACAGCACAUUUCUUUCUUGCUGCCAGUCUCUUCUAAUCCAGAAAUAGAUUAGCUGCAGAUUUACUUUGCCAGAUCCCCACAGCAGGGAGGCCAGACCCCUCAUGGGUUCAUGGGGCCACCAUCUGCACAGAGGUCAUAAUGGUGUCCAUAUGUGAAGUGUCCCUGCAUCUUCGUGUGCUCUAGCUUGCUUGUUUAUGCAUUGCAGGUUCCAGUAGUUGCAAUUAUAACGACAGGGGGCAGUACAAGAUCACUGACUGCGUUCUAUGGAAGCCUACGAGGUCUUCAGAAGUUAAAUCUCUUAGACUGUGCUACAUACUUAACCGGUUUGUCUGGCACAACAUGGUAAGGACAGAGACAUUGGGUUCUAUGUGGAGUUAUAGAAGUUAGCCUUGUUUGAUCUGUAGGUUACUUAAAUGCUUGGUUGAACAUAAAACGGAAUCAUUGAUCUAUAUCAGUAUCAAAGCUCUGGCUUGCUAUUGUUUGUGAACCUUUUCCAGUGUUGUUCUAACUUGAAGACACAAGAGUCAGUAGAGACAUUUACAUACUUGGCUGGAUCUAGACUUAUUUGCAGUGAACUUGCAGUAGACCCACUGAAAUCAAUGUUAGAAGUUAAAUGUGAUAAAAAAUAGCAUGGCACCAGCCCUUUCAUUAAAAGCCAUCAAUUCCCCAAGAAUCUGUAGUGAUGCAAAUAAGACUAGAAUCUGAAGUUGCCAACUAAAUGUAUUUGUAGGUUUGGAAUAGACAAAAGAAAAUUCCUCUUUCCAUAACUGUUUAUCAAUAGCUAGCAGCUAUGAUCAAUAAAUAGAAAUACCAUGUUGAGAGAGAGCAUACCUUUAGAAUACCAUUAGGGUACAAUAGGAGAGCCGUUGACUUGUGGACUUCCUAGAGGCAUCUGUCUGGCACCACUAUUGGAAACAGGAUGUGUUGCUAAAAGGAACAACAUCCAAAUGGAUUCCAGGAUCAAGCAACAUAGCAGCCCUCAUCCAAGCAAAACAACUGGAAGGUACCAAACUGUAUAAGCUUAUGUUCUCACACUGUCCUUCCAUGUCUUUCCUUUCUCAGGACCAUGGGGAACUUGUACAGAGAUGCUUGUUGGUCCAAAAAAGAUUUGGAUGAGCAAAUCAAUGAGGUGAAAAGACAUGUGACCAAGUGCAAGUUGGAUGGCUUUUCCAUAGAGCGUUUGAAAUAUUACAACAGGCAGCUGCGUGAGCGGAAAGAAGAGGGACAAAAGACAUCCUGUAUAGACCUAUGGGGGCUCCUUAUUGAAUAUUUGUUACAUGAUGGGGUACAGUACUUUUGUUACUUCCUGAGUUUAUUUUUAGCCUGUUAAAUAGCACAGAUCAUCCAGGCAUACUGGAUAUAACUUAGACAUUUAUAAAUCUAGGCCUUUGAGUUGGGAGAGAUGCUAGUGUGGAAAAGCUAGGCUGACAGGAACUGAGUUUGAGAGGGUCACUGCUGCCAUCAUAGUACACUCACAAUUUUGUUGUCUUGUGUCCCCGUAUGCUCAAAUAAGUUUUGUGGAUAAUUGAAAGAAUAUAAAAACAACAACAACAAACCCACAAAGCCUGUUGUGCCAGAGGCGAAAGUAGGGUGAGUGCAUACGGCAUGAACAAUCAUCUUUCACCUUGCACUCAACUGCCUCAAAAAAUAAUCUGCCUCCAGGCUCAGCAUUAAAAACAACAACAAAUAAACAAAUUAAUAUGAUGCUUAAAUGAAACCUUCAUUAUGCUCAGAGAUGUUGCUCCUCAGUAUAACAUUCUAUUUCACCCACAAUGUGAUGCCAAAAUCACAUUGGACCAGUGGUUUUCAACCUGUGUUCCAUGACACCCUGGGGUGCCUUGAAUGAUGGCCAGGGGUGCCACGGGCAACACUGGCCUCUGUCCCUCUUUCCUUGCCUCCCUCCUCUGAUGCCCUCUCACAUCUCUGCCUCCCCAAGGCUUGCACAGUUGUUUGUUGCAGCAGCCCUGCCUACAAGCUCCUCAGGGGAGUGGUGCCUCUGGAGCUGGCCAGGGGGUCCUGAUUGCCAGAAGCUGAGGUGGCCUUGGAGUAAGCAAGCAAGUGGGUGAGGGAGCCCAGCCAGCCAGUCUGCCAGCCCUUGCUGUUGGGAAUAGACAGACAAGUCCCAAGCCCCUGUGGGGCAAUGUGAGGAGGUACCUCUCUCUGGAUCUGGGGUGGGGAGCUCAGAGACCAGGGAUGGCAGCAGUGGCUGCCCGGAGUACUCCCAAAAAGAGGGGAGAGGAGAUGAGGCUGAGGGAACACUCCAAGAGGGUAUUUGAAAAAGGGUGAGGGGCUGCCAGCUCUGCAGGGAAGGAGUGACCUAACUGGGCUACUGAGCCCCACAGGGGUGCCGCAGAAAGAAUGUAGUUGGUUAAGGGAGCCGUGGACUCAAAAAGUUUGAAAACCUCUGCAUUAGACCACUUUCUUUUUCCUGAGCCAAUCUUAUAUUUCUUUCAAUCAACACAGAAAGACAACCAUAAACUGUCUGAUCAGCAGCAAGCAAUUAAUGAGGGCCAGAAUCCUUUACCAAUCUACACUGCAAUCAAUGUGAAAGAGAAGUACAGCACUAUGGAUUUCAAUGGUAGGAUAUUUUUGUUUUUUAAUCUGUCGCUAGAUCCUCAUCUCCAAUUGUUUUUUGUGAGAGAAAAAUGAGGGAGUAGGAGUUUGGUAUUGCCUCAUGAUUGGAAAGCCACCUUAACCAACUAUGUAAAAGUUGGGUAAAGGUAACGGGACCCCUGACCAUUAGGUCCAGUCGUGGCCGACUCUGGGGUUGCCGCACUCAUCUCACUUUAUUGGUCGAGGGAGCCGGCGUACAGCUUCCGGGUCAUGUGGCCAGCAUGACUAAGCUGCUUCUGGCGAACCAGAGCAGCACACAGAAACGCCAUUUACCUUCCCACCGGAGCGGUACCUAUUUAUCUACUUGCACUUUGACAUGCUUUUGAACUGCUAGGUUGGCAGGAGCAGGGACUGAGCAACGGGAGCUCACCCCGUCGCGGGGAUUUGAACCGCCAACCUUCUGAUCGGCAAGUCCUAGGCUCUGUGAUUUAACCCACAGCGCCACCCACGUCCCAAAAGUUGGGUACAAAUGUAAUAAAUACAUGAAGUCCAGAGGCAAUGUGGGUAUCAUAACCCCACUGAGAAUGCUGUCCCUGCAGAUGUGUAGAAACAUAAAAGAGAUCACUCUAGCAUACCCUCAAACUGCCCUGAUUUUCCAGGGACAAUCCUGGAAUUACAAAAGCCAUCCCGGCUUCUGAUCUGAUCCCAGAAUGUUCCGCAACUGCUGAUCCCGGAAUUUCCUCCGCAACGGAGCUCAAAGAGGAGGAUGAGCCAGAGCUCCUGCCAAGCGACGGCAGAGGGGAGCAUCCUCUUGCCUCUCCAUGGCUGCUGCUGCCAACUUCCUCCCAUGGGCAGCUUGUAGCGGCUGCUGGAGAGCAGAUGAGGAGGAGGAGAAGAGGCUGCUGCUGCUGCUAGGCCCAGGCCCAUGUGACAUGCUGGCUCUGAGGGGCUGGCUGAGGGCAGGGCUGCCCUGGGCAGGAAAAAGGGGGAGUGGAGCACAAGGAGUCUUGAUUUAAAAUAAUAAUAAUAAUAAUAAUAAUAAUAAUAAUAAUAAUGCUUUGUGCAUCUGCGUCUAAUCUUGCCCCUUUCUUAAAUUUUUUAUUUGUGUGUGUUUUUCUUUUUGCGCGUCGAGGUCCCCAAGACACCCCCCCAAAGAAAAACACAAUUGACACUUAAUUUUUGUUUAAGGUUUUUGGCAUAAUUUUGGCCACAACUUUAUUCAAAUUACAGCAAUGUGAGUGGUUGCUUAGGCAUUGGUAGCACUAACUGACCCCGCCCGGGGACAGCUCUGACAUUUGCUCCCCCCGCGAAGUCAGCAAGGGUAAGUCACCUGGGGAGAGAGACGGGACUGGGAACCAUGCCUCACCUCUCCCCAGAAUGCUCCCAGAGGCUUGCGUGGCCCUAGCCCCUUGCCAGGGGGUUUUGGACAAAAGCAUGGGGAACCCCUGGGUUCCUUUAAUGGAAAACCCUUGAAGCAGCAGCAGCAUUUUGGAGGGGCAGGCACAGCCAAAUCCAUACCCCUCCACCAACCAAUUCCAAGACCAAUGCCUAACCGCAAACCUUACAAGUAGUGACGAUUUGCUACACAGCAGGCAAAAACCAAGUGGCACACACUAAUCAGCCAAAUGGACAAAAUUCCUACCGGGCCCCUGCCCCAAAGCAGACGACCCCAUGACAGGCAUAGCAAGGUCAAGCAAACAGCCUAAAAUUAGGGAAGGGAUGGCGGGUGAUCCGAAGUAAGCAGCGAAAACAGGAAGUUCUUGGCUGCGAGCAUUGUAUUUAACAAAUAGGGCUGUCAAUCAGCAAAUGGCAACAUCUAGAUUUCCCCAGUAACAGCCCGGCCCUGCUUAAAGGAUGGCCAAGCCAUUUGCCUAGUAACAGUGAGGUGUCUUGUCAGCCCCGCCCGCAACCUGUGCUCUCCAUGAGGGAGAACACACUUUGUAAAUCUACCAAAGAAUAAAAUAAAACUGGGGUUAAGGGGUUGUCUCAGGACAGUGGAGGGCAUGUGUUCUGUGUCCCAUUGGUGUGGUGGUGGUGGGGAUGACAAAAAUGGGGGGUUAAGGAGGGUCAGUUGGGGGGAGUGAGAAAUGUCCCUCUUUUCAUCUGAGGAAUGUUGGAGGGUAUGCUCUAGCUGGCUUGCAGUUUCCACCUAAGGUCUGCUUCAGAGCUGGGGCUUCUCCACACUUACAUUUUGCUCCAUAUUUUCCAGGUACAGGUCCACACUUUAAAGCUCCAUGUCUGAGUGCUCUCUUUUUUUGCACCAGAACUUUCCCCACAAAAACCUGCUCCUUAAAGCUGGAGCACAACAAAUGGCAAUUUGGGCUUUCCGUGGAUUGCCAUUUGCUCCAGUAGAGCAGUAAAGAGUGGUUUUCGUAGGGAAAGCUCCAAAGCAAAAAAAAAAUAGAGCGCUUGGACAUAGAGGUUUAAAGCACAGACCAUGCCUAGAAAGCACAGAGGAAAGAAAGGUAACUGUGGCUAAGCCCUUAUAAUGCAAUGACCUAGUUUGCACAUGACAUUUAACCAAGCUAUGCUUUAAUGUGAGCAACAAGUGUGCUACUGCACACUGUGAUUUCCUUGGACAGGGUGAGCUAUAAGUUAAGCUAAAGAAGAAAAUGUGUCUUAAUUCAUAGAUGGAGAGAGAGAGAGAGAGAGAGAGAGAGAGAGAACACUUUGCUCAUGUUCUUGUAAAUGUGAUUGUAACUGCAGAAUGGGUUGAGUUCACACCCUAUGAAGUGGGGAUACUAAAAUAUGGAGCUUUUGUCCGUGCUGAAGAUUUUGGAAGUGAAUUCUUUAUGGGGCGUCUGAUGAAGAGGAUUCCAGAGACUCGGAUCUGUUACCUACAAGGUUCUUAUGAUUUUUGUUUAAUAAUGAAGUAGCAAUAAUAUAACCGAAUUAGCAAUCAAGUCCAUGUAGUAUGGGUAGUAACAGAGCUGUAUGAUCUGUCUAAAAUCAUAUUGAUGUACAUGAGCAUGUAGGGUAUCUGAAACCCACACCAAAACUGUAAUGAAUUACCUUUUCUAUGAAUAGGUCAGUUUAAGGCAUAAAUGCUAGCUGGAACAUAAGAAGGGCCUGCUGGACGAGACAGCCAGUUCCCACAGUGGCCAACCAGAUGCCUGUGGAAAACCUGAAACCAGGACCUGAGCACAACUGCACUCUCCUCAACUGUGAUUCCCAGAAACUAGAAAUACCAAUAAGCUACAAUUGUAGCCCAAAUUGUCACUCAACCAGUUCCACAGUCAUUGUUUAGUAUUGGUAGAACUAGUCAAGACAGUGUGAAACGAAAGGAAAACAGACUGUUAUCUUUAAUGUUAAGUGCAACAAUCUCUGUACAAUAGUUCAGGUUGUUGUUGUUGUUUAGUCGUUUAGUCGUGUCCGACUCUUUGUGACCUCAUGGACCAGAGCACGCCAGGCACUCCUGUCUUCCACUGCCUCCCGCAGUUUGGUCAGACUCAUGUUUGUAGCUUCGAGAACACUGUCCAACCAUCUCGUCCUCUGUCGUCCCCUUCACCUUGUGCCCUCCAUCUUUCCCAACAUCAGGGUCUUUUCCAGGGAGUCUUCUCCUCUCAUGAGGUGGCCAAAGUAUUGGAGCCUCAGCUUCAGGAUCUGUCCUUCCAGUGAGCACUCAGGGCUGAUUUCCUUAAGAAUGGAUACAGUGGUGCCCCGCAAGACGAAUGCCUCGCAAGACGGAAAAACCGCUAGACGAAAGGGUUUUCCGUUUUGAAGUUGCUUCGCAGGACGAAUUCCCCUAUGGGCUUGCUUCGCAAGACGAAAAUACCUUGCGAGUCUAGAGAUUUUUUUUUCGCUUUUCCCCCCCUUUAUCUAAUCUGCUAAGCCUUUAAUAGCCUUUAAUAGCCUUUUAGCAGCUAAUCCCCUAAACCUUUAAGCCUUUAAUAGCCGCUAAACCGCUAAUAGCGCUAAUAGCGCUAAUCCGUCAAUGGGCUUGCUUCGCAAGACGAAAAAACCGCUAGACGAAGACUCUCGUGGAACGGAUUAAUUUCGUCUUGCGAGGCACCACUGUACGUUUGAUCUUCUUGCAGUCCAUGGGACUCUCAAGAGUCUCCUCCAGCACCAUAAUUCAAAAGCAUCAAUUCUUCGGCGAUCAGCCUUCUUUAUGGUCCAGCUCUCACUUCCAUACAUCACAGUCAAAGGCUUUUGCAUAGUCAAUGAAGCAGAAGUAGAUGUCUUUCUGGAACUCUCUAGCUUUCUCCAUAAUCCAGCGCAUGUUUGCAAUUUGGUCUCUGGUUCCUCUGCCCCUUCAAAAUCCAGCUUGCACUUCUGGGAGUUCUCGGUCCACAUACUGCUUAAGCCUGCCUUGUAGAUUUUUAAGCAUAACCUUGCUAACGUGUGAAAUGAGUGCAAUUGUGCGGUAGUUGGAGCAUUCUUUAGCACUGCCCUUCUUUGGGAUUGGGAUGUAGACUGAUCUUCUCCAAUCCUCUGGCCACUGCUGAGUUUUCCAAAUUUGCUGGCAUAUUGAGUGUAGCACCUUAACAGCAUCAUCUUUUAAAAUUUUAAAUAGUUCAGCUGGAAUAUCAUCACUUCCACUGGCCUUGUUAUUAGCAGUGCUUUCUAAGCCCCAUUUGACUUCACUCUCUAGGAUGUCUGGCUCAAGGUCAGCAACCACACUACCUGGGGUGUACGAGACAUCCAUUUCUUUCUGGUAUAAUUCCUCUGUGUAUUCUUGCCACCUCUUCUUGAUGUCUUCUGCUUCUCUUAGGUCCUUUCCACUUUUGUCUUUUAUUAUGGUAAUCUUGUACGAAAUGUACCUUUCAUAUCUCCAAUUUUCUUGAACAGAUCUCUGGUUUUUCCCAUUCUAUUGUUUUCCUCGAUUUCUUUGCAUUGCUCGUUUAAGAAGGCCUUCUUGUCUCUCCUUGCUAUUUUUUGGAAAUCUGCAUUCAGUUUCCUGUAUCUUUCACUAUCUCCCUCACAUUUUGCUUGCCUUCUCUCUCCUGCUAUUUGUAAGGCCUCGUUGGACAGCCACUUUGCUUUCUUGCAUUUCCUUUUCAUUGGGAUGGUUUUAUUUGCUGCCUCCUGUAUAAUGUUACGAGCCUCCAUCCAUAGUUCUUCAGGCACUCUGUCCACCAAAUCUAAAUCCUUAAACCUGUUCCUCACUUCCACUGUGUAUUCAUAAGGGAUUUGACUUAGAUUGUAUCUUACCGGCCCAGUGGUUUUUCCUACUUUCUUCAGUUUAAGCUUGAAUUUUGCUAUAAGAAGCUGAUGAUCUGAGCCACAGUCAGCUCCAGGUCUUGUUUUUGCUGACUGUUUAGAGCUUCUCCAUCUUCUAUAGUUCAGGUACCUCUAUGCAAUUGUACACCAAUUGUACGGCCUCGGCCCAGUAUACCUGAAGGAGUGUCUCCACCCCCAUCGCUCAGCCUGGACACUCAGGUCCAGCGCUGAGGGCCUUCUGGCGGUUCCCUCACUGCGAGAAGCAAAGCUACAGGGAACCAGGCAGAGGGCCUUCUCGGUAGUGGCGCCCGCCCUGUGGAACGCCCUCCCAUCAGAUGUCAAAGAGAUAAACAACUACCUGACAUUUAGAAGACAUCUGAAGGCAGCCCUGUUUAGGGAAGUUUUUAAUGUGUGACAUUUUAAAGUAUUUUUAGUCUUUGUUGGAAGCCGCCCAGAGUGGCUGGGGAACAAAUAAAUUAUUAUUAUUAUUAUUGUUAUUAUUAUUAUUAUUAUUAUUAUUAUUAUUAUUAUUAAUCCUUAAGAGCACCUUAGAACACUCAGGAUGCUACACAGAGAUUAUCUCAGUAAUUCAACAACAUUGUAGGGUGGGCCAAUACUACUGUCCUCCUAUGGGACUGGGAACUGAGGAACAGUGACUACCUAGUGAGUUCAUAGGAGAAUUGAUAUUAGAGCCAGGAGCUUUGUAAUUCAUAGCUCGCAAGCAAUGAGAGAAGGGCAUUAGCUCACUAUAGCACAUGCAUUUUUCUUGCUUCUGACUACUUCGCUAAGAUUGCUGUGCUGCCUUUAACCCUAUUGACCUCAUUAGACUGAAGCAGAAACUAGUUAGUAAGUUCUCCGCCACUGAAAACAGCAGCCUUGAAUCUGCUCCUCUUUUUUGCCUUGUAGCCCAACAAGAUAUCGUCAGGUGAAUUUCUCUAUCCCUACCUAACUUCAUUGGCUGGCAUUUCUGGAGGCAGGGAAAUUCACAAUGCAAUGAUAUCACAGCAGAAAGAAGAGAUGCAAGCCUCGUGCUUUUGAUGGCUAGAGAAUCUCCCAUAGCUUCAGUCACUGAGUAUUUGUGCAUGACAGAGGCCUAUACCAGGAGCUACUCUGGGCCACCACUCUGAUGUCUGGCAUUAUUUGUUCAGUGUUAAAAUAACUUUGCAUAUGUUAUGUCAGGAUCCCUUCCAUUGUAACAAAUGCUAAGGUAAUGUAGGUGAAGUAAGGAUUGAAACAAUGCUUAUAAUCUGUGAAGGGAUAAUGAUUUGUCCAAUGCUACCAGUGAAUUGUGUGGGUGUGUGGCUCUGAUUCAUAAUCACAGUAGCGCUCACAGAGUCCCCUGAUUAGUGGAAAGAAACGCAAACAUGUUCUGAGUUUACACACCCACACAACUGAAAGAAUACACCCUGUACUUGCCUUAGCCAACCCAUUAAAGCAGAAUGGGCAAGUCGCCACAAAUAAUCUGCUGACACAAGGGUAGGUACAGCAGAGGCAAAUGGCGGCAGGGCAAUUGAUACAUUGUCAGCACAAUGCCAGGCAUCAGAAGACUUGGGUGUCUGAAGACAUGGAGCAUGUGCAGCCGGUGGUAGCCUAUUUAAGGCCAAUGAGGCUGCGUACAGGAAGGAGAUGCCCAGAGUUGAGCAAGACUGCAGUACUGGAAGGGCGGAGGAGGAAGAACUGCCUCCUCACCCUAGCCUGAGGUUACUACAGGGGUGGCUGUGUGAUGCAAAGAGAAGACUGAGCACAGUGCAUAGAAGAUACAGCACAUAUGGCAGAGUGUAUGGAAGCCCUCCAGGACCCUUGGCAAAUAGUUUGCAGCCCACAGUCAAUCUCUUCUUCUGACCACAUGGUAGUAGAGGAUUCCUGCUGUGCCCCAGUCCUCUAGGGCAAGCCUGCGGAGAGUGGGGGGUAGCCAGGUGCACACUUGCCCCAGGUCUUGGGGGGCUAAGCUGGACAGAGGGCCCUGCCGGGGGCCUGCCACACUGCCUGCUCCGGGGCAUGAGCUACAAUGGCACAAAUGGAAUUCCUAAAAGCAAGGACCGUUCUGCCUUCAUCAUAGUUUCUUAAGCAUGCGUCUGUUUGAACAUGGAGAUUGCAAAUGUGUGCUCUGAUUAAACAGUGCAAUUUACUGCAAAAAAUAAAUAGUAUUUUUUCAGUAGAAUAAUGCUAAAUUGUUAUCGAUUAUCCCUCACUGUACAGGCAUGUGGAGUAGUAUAUUUUCCCUGAAUUUGCUGUAUUUCUGGAAUGAUUCUCAAAGCCCAGAGGACUUCUGGCACAAGUGGACACAAGACCAAAUAGCUGACAUUGGUUAGUUAUUUUCCUAAGUGGCCUUUGACCUAUUGAUUGUGUUCUAAACUGAUCUGUGAGCAAUGAACAAAUAUUUUGGAACUUUGCUGCCUGUAUAUUAUUAGUGUUGGCUCCUUGUAAGCACAUUUGUCUAAAUGUUUUCAGAUUUGCGUGUGUAGGUCCCCAGGCCACCCAUCAAAUAACUUCACACAUAACACAUAUUUUAGUUUUGGUUUUGGGGCACUAUUUUGGCCCAAAAUUAUUAAAAUACAAAAUCAGUGAGUGGUUGUUUAGACAUUGGUUAUGACUAUCUGUCCCCCCGCCUGGGACAGAACUGACAUCCCGAGGUCCGAUCGGUAGCCAGUAGAAGGGAAAGUCAAACUUGGGGGUCAUUUGAGCUAAGCGUCGGACCCACGCCGCUCACCCCAGCAGCUCCCCGAAAGCUUGCCGGCCCAGAUCCUAUGACAAGGAUUCCCAUGACAGGGAUUGGGCGGCCCUGGUCCCAUGACAGGGAUUGGACGAAAUCAUGGCAAGCCCCAGGAUUCCUUUAACGGAAUUCCCUUCAGCGCAAUGGGAGGGGCAGGCACGGCCUAUCCUGACCCCUCCACCACCAGCAUAUUAUAACCAAUGCCUAACCGCAACCUUACAAGUUGUGACGAAUUGCUGAGUAGUAGGCAAAAACCAAAUGGCACAGCCAAUCACCAAAUGGCAAAAUUCCUACUAGGCCCCUGCGCCAAGGCAGACGACCCCAUGACAGGCAAAGCAAGGUCAACCGGAAAAGAGGGCGGGCGGACGGGUGAUCCGAUGCACUCUGCAAAGAGAAAGAGAAACCAGAGUGCACCAAUAUUUAAAGACUAUGGUCCCACCCACCCAAUUUGCAACAUACAAUUUGCCCCAGCAACCCGGUUAUCCAAUCACAAUGCCAGGCAACAACUAUUAACCUGCCUGUCAACCAGAGGCCUGGCCCGGCGGCCCACACCGCAACACGUGCUCUCAUUUAUUGGAGAACAUGCUUUGUCUAAAUGUUUUCAGAUUUAGUCAUCCUUGUAUUAGACAACUGAAGCUCUAAAUUGUGUGUGUGUGUGUGUGUGUGUGCGUUUAAUGUUAAACGAUGAUUUUGAAUGAGGGCUCAAAAUGAUUUUCUGCUUUUGCUGAUUGAGCAGACACUUCCACAAAAUAUUUCUCUUUUGGAAAGGAUUGUAGUUUGGAAAGGACUGUAGUUUCAGAAAUUUAUAAAUUUUAUAAAUUCAUCGUUGCUGCUUUUCCUUUGUAGAUACAGAGCCUCAUCUACCCCCUCGACCACAUGAGCAAAAGACACAUCUGUACACCCCUGCUGGACCGCUAUCCAGUGCAUUUAGAGAUGUGCUUACUGAUCGCCUAUCAGUUGCCCAGUACCACAAUUUUCUCAGAGGUCUCCAACUGGACAAUGGCUACCUUGAGAAUGACAGUUUCCGUAGAUGGAAAGGUAUUAUCAUUUGGGAUAUAUAUAUUCUAAUGUAAAAAACAUGCUGCCUGAGCUCAGUCUGAAAUUAGAAUAAGCACACUGCUUGCCAAGGCUCCUCACUCAACAUUCCACCCGAAUGUCCAGUCCAUGGGUAUGUCGUGUUAUUGUUUGUGCACAUGCUAGAUCAUGCUAUGGGCUUGAAUGCAUUAGGUGGCAGUGGCUGUGUGCUAACUGAGCUUCAAUGGGUCUUUGCCUAGUUAUUGUGCCCCUCCCAUGAGCCCCAGGCAGAGAGGUCAAGGGUCAAGGAUGAUGGGAGCUGUAGUCCAAUGAUAUCUGGAGGGCACUACAUUGGCUAUCCCUGCUGUUAGUGGUUCCUCUUUGAUUAUUUGUUUAAUUGCCACAUACCUGAUAGUGCUUCCUUUAAAGAAGAGCAGAGCUGUAAUUAUCAUAUAAAUAUUCUCAAAAAUAAAUGAGAUUCCCCCCCCACCGCCACCACCACCACUCUUCUAGAAAUGGAUAGCCACUUUGCAGAAUUUUCUCUGAAUAGUCUCCAUCUCCCUCCUACCCCAAUUCUCUGGAAUGAUGCUAGGUCCAGGGCAUUUUGUAGGAUGCAAAAUGGUGGCAAGGCUGCCAUGCAAUUGCUGCCACUGCUAUCUACAGCAAGAGCAAAAAAUCUUAGGAAAAAAGACAGAAGCUGUGCUAUUGCAAUUGCCAAUGGUUAGCCCCCACACCCAAGAAACCAUUGGAGAAGUUCUUUGCCCCAAAAUAGGUGGAGAAUUUUUAGGAGUCAUUACUGGACAGCUCUAGUUUGGGGGCCUGUGUUUAUUAAAGCAAAGCAUAGUUCCACCCUUAGGCAAAUAACUGAAACUUUAGACAAUAUUUGUAAAGUACUCAACAUCUGAAACUGAAGAAGAGAAAUUGUAGGAGAAAAUUUCUAAGUACGGCUCUUCUUUAAAGUUGAGUAGGAACAAAGAAAACUCCAGGUUGGAGAAGAUUGCCUCUGUGGCAAUGAAAACUCGAGCUUACUCUGUUCCACUUAAAACUGAUUCUGUUUUGCCAUUUAGGUACUAUACUCGAUGCUUCUUCACCCAAUCAGCUGACUCAAACAGAAGAGUACUUGUCACUAGUAGAUACUGGAUUCUUCAUCAAUACAAGCGUUGCACCUAUACUGAGAAAAGAGCGGAAGGCAGACAUUAUCAUACAUCUAAAUUACAGUGCAGGAUCACAGAAGUUGGUGAGAAAUGCAUCUUUCCCAUUUCUGCCCAUCUCUUUAUGAUGAGUAUCAUAAAUGAUGGCUAUAGCUAAGUACAGUCGUACUUGGAUCCCGAAUACCUUGGCUCCCAAACAAAUUGGCUCCUGAAUGAUUGAAACCUGGAAGUGAGUGUUCCAAUUUUCAAACGAUUUUCAGAAGCUGAAUAUCUGGCGCAGCUUCCAUGGCUUCUGAUUGGCUGUAGGAGCUUCUUGCAGCCAAUCAGAAGCCACGCUUUGGUUUCCAAAUGUUUUGGAAGUUGAACGGACUUCCAGAAUGGAUUCUGUUUGACUUCCAAGGUACCCUAUAUCACAGUCCCUAUGUCACAGUCCAAGGGCCCUGUAUCCUUUCCCUCCAACUCCUAUCUUCCUUCGGACAUAUCUAAGGCAAGCUUCAGUUGUGGGGGGAGGAGAGAGAAGAGGAAAGGUACUGGAAAGAGGAGGUCUAGAAAAGUAGGUAGGGAGGAAGCUGAGAGACGAGAGCAAGACUGAUUCAGGAAACAAGCUGCAGGAGUAAGAAAAGACUAGGAGAAAGCCCUUGAAUAAGUUGGAGGCUGGGGUUACUGUAAAUGUCUCUGACUGUGAAUCAUCCUGCCCUGACAUCUGAAUUGCUAUGAUGUCACAGAAUGUUCAGGAGAAACUACUAACACAGAGCCUAAGGACACAAGGAACACAUUGUUUCUCGUAGGACAGGCUAUGCAGAGACAAGAUGAAAUAAUUUCCCCUGAUCCCUCACCUACAUAUGAGUCCUUUGUGUUACCUCUUAGUAGCUAACAUUUCCCCAGGGAGUUUCAAAGAGAGUUCUGGUAGGUGUCUGCUCUUGGAAGGAAAUUGUACAGAGAAAUGAGGAGUACUGAAUUUAAAAUAAGCCUUUCCACAUUUAGCAUACUAUCAUAUUACUAACCACCCAGAGUGGCUGGAGUGACCCAGUCAGAUGGGUGGAGUAUAAGUAAUAAUAGUUAUUACUACUACUACUUUUUUCCACCUAGCCCCUGGAACAGUCAUGCAAGUAUUGUGCAGAACAAGGAAUCCCAUUUCCCAAAGCUGUGAUACAUGAAGAUGACAAACACUUGAAGGAAUGCUAUUUGUUUGACAAUGCAGAGAAUCCAGAAGCACCAAUAUUAGUAUUUUUCCCACAAGUGAAUGAUAGCUUUCGUUACUACAAAGCACCCGGUAUGCCAUUAUUAUUAUUAUUAUUAUUAUUAUUAUUAUUAUUAUUAUUUGUACAUUAUAUUUACAAAGUUAUAUUUUAAAAGGCAGUUCUGUAUUUAGUGGUUUAUUAUCUACAUGUUUACAGAUGAGGAGAAAGAGGAUAACAGAGGAAAGGGAGAAACACAGAAAAUCCAUUUCCCCCACACAUUUUGGAAGCAAAUAAAUUCCUCUAAAAACCACUAGAGUCAAGCGUCUGUCCUCAGAAAUGACAAAAUCUGCAGAUUUGAACUCAGUUAUAUAUCUUAUGAGGACCCACAACUGUGCAUCUUCUUUAGCACAGCUAAGGAAGUCUAGCUUCAAAGAAAGUACUGCCAGUGCCAGCCUUAACAUGGCAAGUCUAGCUGACAUUGGCUGAGCUUAAACUGGCUUUUUGAAGUUGAAUGGACCUGCCUCCUAAAAUCUAAUCCUUCCCACCAUUGUUCUCUAAGACCUUGCUGUUAGGUCGGGCCUUUGGAAACUAAGGUGCAGACGAUGCUGAUCAUUGGGCUGCUGUCAGGGCAAAUUAUAUUUAAAAUGCUAGCUUUAGAUAUGUUGUGAUGUAUUUUAAUUAUCAUUUUUAACUAGCUGCUUGUUUUGAUUAUUCUGUAUUUUAUAAUGGAUGUUUCUAAAAUGUUGUAAACCACCUUGAUUGAAUCCCAACUUGGGAGAAAAGCGCGCUAGAAAGACAUUGAAUAAAUAAAUAAGUUAAAUCUGUAUUCAUGAGGCACUGUGAUAGUCAGGUGGUUGGCACUGGCAGGUGGCAGAGUUUGCUCAUCAUCUGGUAGUGGUGGCUGGUCAGCCACCAGCACACUGAUAAUACUCAGGCGCCUUGCACCAGGUGUCUUGUUCAACAACUCUGCAUUUGUAAUGCUCAUAAACUUGGCUCAUGGAACCCCUUAACCUCCUCAGUUCUUCAUUAGACUGAUCAAUUCCUGAAAAUGCCUUGUUUAUCUCCUUGGAUCAGAGGUGUGAGGCAUGCUGUUUCAUCAAGAUCUCACUGUCUUUCAUCUUUUUUUGUUUUGCUUUUGAUUGAAUAAAACUGUUCUCUUAACACUAUAGCAGAGUUGUAAAUGGAACCUACACUUCUUCAAUGUUUUCAGCAAUGGCCAAACUAGUCAUUUCACAAAAUGCACAGUGUGCAACUAAUUCUUGUUUCAUUCCCCUGCUUUAUUUAAUGAACUACAGGCACAGGGGCCCCAGAUUGUCAUCAGAUCAUCAGUUCCUUUUUCAGCCGUGAUCCACAACCUUCCCCCACCCCCAGGGAUGUCUAUAAGACUUUGGGGAAAAGCUCCCAUUUUUAUCCUAAGCUUCAUAGCCAUGCCAAGGAGGACUUUGGUCCAGAUCAUAGCUGGAGAUGGAAGGAAUACACCUCUUCUCCCUGUGCACUGCGGUCCUGAUGACAAUUCUAGAUAAAGAUAUAGAGAUAGAGAUAGAGAGAGAGAGAGAGAGAGAGAGAGAUAAGUAGAGGGGGGGAGACAUAAUUACUUGCUACUCACUGCAGAAAAGCCCCUUGCACAAUAUAUGAAGGGUCUUAAUUUCCUAGCAUGGAUGUAUCAAGCCUCAAUAACAGUACCACUAGCAUACAAUCCAAGAAAUUCAGUUUUUAAACAGUAGUAGUAGUAGUAGUAGUAGUAGUAGUAGUAGUAGUAGAAUUUAUAUACCACCCUAUACUGGGAGGUCUCAGGGCAGUUCACAGAAAAGAAAACAUGUCUUCAGUCAAACAGAACAAUUUCAACGGGAAAUCUGUGUGCCUUAGCAGCUGUUGAAUAUGCAUGUAUGAACUUAAUUUUGGUAAAUCCCAUUCUUACAGCACUACCUUACUGCAAUUUUUUCAUAGGUGUUAAACGCUCUCCAUCAGAAAUGAAAGAAGGCAAAGUCGAUGUCUCCAGUAACUGCACCCCUUACUCUACCUACUCACUGACAUUCACUGAGGAAGAGUACGAUCAACUAGUGAAACUGAGUGAAUACAAUAUUCUGAAUAACCAACGUAUGAUCCUGGAAGCUUUGCAUAUGGCAGUGGAACAGAGAAAAAAACUGAAGAAAUGCACGAAAUGA
Messenger RNA from Podarcis lilfordi (Lilford's wall lizard), 35941 nucleotides. The record is from the annotation of a GenBank genome assembly. NCBI's taxonomy places the organism in Eukaryota, Metazoa, Chordata, Lepidosauria, Squamata, Lacertidae.